Messenger RNA from Argentina anserina (silverweed cinquefoil), 687 nucleotides. RefSeq names its product transcription factor DYT1-like. The record is from RefSeq and is a predicted model, not a curated record. Gene Ontology annotation, cellular component: nucleus. The transcript is spliced from 4 exons. Bases 16 to 687 code for a protein of 223 amino acids. Gene Ontology annotation, biological process: regulation of DNA-templated transcription. Gene Ontology annotation, molecular function: protein dimerization activity; sequence-specific DNA binding; DNA-binding transcription factor activity. Lineage: Eukaryota; Viridiplantae; Streptophyta; Magnoliopsida; Rosales; Rosaceae.
CUCCCACUUUGUAAAAUGUUUGUUGAUCAUUACCUGAUCGAUAUGGAAUUUGAAGGCUCUGCCUUGGAUGAGCUAUACUUGAGCCCUGAUCAAGAAGGCAGCGGCGGAGGAGGAAGGAUGGGUCACCGGAGAUACAACGACGAAAAAGAUGAUUCCAAGUACACAUCCAAGAACCUCAAUGCCGAAAGGAAGAGAAGGGCGAAGCUAAGUGACAGGCUCCUCAAGCUACGAUCAUUAGUCCCUAUUAUCACAAAUAUGAAUAAAGCGACUAUCAUAGAUGACUCGAUCACUUAUAUUCAUGAGCUGCAGAAGAAUGUGAACAUGCUCCAGUACCAGCUCUUUGAGUUGGAAGCAUUGUCUUCCCUGGAGGUACCGGAGCCAAAGUCGAGGAAAGAAGAAGUUGAUGCUGCAGAAAAGAUGAAGAACUGUGGGAUUCAGGCAGAGGUUAAUGUGACUCAAAUUGAUGGGAACAAACUUUGGAUAAAGGCGGUCUUUGCGAAGAAAAGAGGCGGAUUCACCAAACUGAUGGAGGCCAUGACUGAGUUUGGCUUUGAACUCACUGAUACCAGUGUCACUACCUCCAGUGGAGCAAUGAUGGUCUCAUCAUGUGUUAUAGGAUUCCAUUGCGAUGCGCUUGCAGUCGAGCAAACCAGGGAACUGAUGCUGGACAUCAUUAACGGCAUAUAG